CCCCGGAUCAGCGCGAUGCUCACGGACGGCACCGCCGCCCCCCUCGGCGACGAGGAGAUCGACUCGGUCGCUCCCCGCGCGCCGCCCGCCGCCGAGCCGCCCGCCGCGGCUGGGCCCUCCCCGCUAGGGCUGAGGGCCGUGCGCCUCUUCGGGGAGGCCGGGCCCGGCGGUCCCGGAGGCCCCGUCGCGCCCGCGGCCGGUGAGGCCGCCCUCGACUUCAAGCUGGCGGCCGCCGUGCUGCGGAGCGGGGGCGGCGGUGGAGGCUCCGGCAGCGACGAGGACGAGGUGUCCGAGGUUGAAUCAUUUAUUUUGGACCAAGAAGAUCUUGAUAACCCUGUACUUAAAACCACAUCAGAGUUGUUCUUAUCGAGCGCUGCAGAAGGUGCGGACUUGAGAGCUGUGGAUCCAGAAACGCAAGCAAGACUAGAAGCCUUACUGGAGGCAGCAGGAAUUGGUAAAUUGUCCACUGCCGAUGGUAAAGCCUUCGCAGAUCCUGAGGUUCUCCGAAGACUGACAUCCUCUGUCAGCUGUGCACUGGAUGAAGCUGCUGCUGCAUUGACGCGGAUGAGGGCGGAGAACAAUCACAAUGCAGGGCAGGUGGACAAUCGCAGUUUGGCAGAAGCGUGCUCGGAUGGGGAUGUAAAUGCUGUCCGGAAGCUGCUGGAUGAAGGAAGAAGUGUAAAUGAACAUACUGAAGAAGGAGAGAGUCUCCUUUGCUUGGCCUGUUCAGCAGGAUAUUACGAAUUGGCACAAGUGCUACUAGCAAUGCAUGCAAAUGUUGAAGAUCGAGGGAAUAAAGGAGACAUAACUCCCUUAAUGGCAGCUGCCAGCGGAGGCUACGUAGAUAUUGUUAAACUUCUCCUUGUUCAUUGUGCAGAUGUCAAUGCUCAGUCUUCAACAGGGAACACAGCGCUCACUUAUGCUUGUGCUGGGGGCUUUGUUGACAUAGUGAAGGUGCUAUUGAAAGCAGGUGCUAAUAUAGAAGACCAUAAUGAGAAUGGGCAUACCCCCUUAAUGGAAGCAGCCAGUGCAGGUCAUGUUGAGGUUGCAAGAGUAUUGCUGGAAUAUGGUGCAGGAAUCAAUACUCAUUCCAACGAGUUCAAAGAAAGUGCACUUACACUUGCAUGCUACAAAGGCCAUUUAGAUAUGGUUCGUUUUUUGCUUGAAGCCGGAGCUGAUCAAGAACAUAAAACAGAUGAGAUGCACACAGCGUUAAUGGAGGCCUGCAUGGAUGGACAUGUGGAAGUAGCACGGUUACUUUUAGACAGUGGUGCUCAAGUGAAUAUGCCUGCAGAUUCAUUUGAAUCUCCCCUCACCCUGGCUGCUUGUGGUGGACAUGUGGAGUUAGCAGCUCUUCUUAUAGAAAGGGGAGCUAACCUGGAGGAAGUGAAUGAUGAAGGCUAUACUCCUUUAAUGGAAGCUGCACGUGAAGGCCAUGAGGAGAUGGUGGCGUUGUUACUGGCACAAGGGGCAAAUAUAAAUGCGCAGACUGAAGAAACACAAGAGACAGCUCUUACUCUGGCAUGUUGUGGUGGGUUUUCUGAAGUAGCUGACUUCCUCAUUAAGGCAGGAGCUGAUAUAGAACUUGGUUGCUCAACACCUUUGAUGGAAGCUGCUCAAGAGGGUCAUCUUGAACUGGUGAAAUACUUGUUGGCAGCAGGAGCUAAUGUUCAUGCCACCACAGCAACGGGAGAUACAGCAUUGACCUACGCGUGUGAAAAUGGACAUACUGAUGUUGCGGAUGUGUUGCUUCAAGCAGGUGCUGAUUUGGAACAUGAAUCUGAAGGGGGGAGAACCCCACUAAUGAAGGCUGCACGAGCUGGUCAUUUAUGCACUGUGCAAUUCCUUAUUAGCAAAGGUGCCAAUGUCAAUAGGGCUACAGCUAAUAAUGACCACACAGUGGUGUCCCUGGCAUGUGCAGGAGGCCACUUGGCAGUUGUUGAGCUCCUUCUGGCUCAUGGCGCAGAUCCUACUCAUCGACUCAAGGAUGGUUCAACAAUGCUCAUUGAAGCUGCCAAAGGAGGACAUACAAAUGUUGUUUCUUACUUGCUGGAUUACCCAAACAAUGUUUUGCCAGUUCCUUCAGCAGACUUGUCUCAGCUCACACCUCCAUCUCAGGAUCAGACUCAGGUUCCACGUGUUCCGGUGCAUGCGCUUGCUAUGGUUGUACCUCCCCAGGAACCUGACAGAACCCCUCAAGAGAACUCUCCACCUCUUGUGGGAGUGGUGAAAGGUGCAUCCAAGCAGAAGUCAAGUUCCCUGCAGGUAGCAGAUAAGGACCUACUGCCACCUUUUCACCCAUACCAGCCUUUGGAAUGCAUAGUAGAAGAGACUGAAGGCAAGCUGAAUGAACUUGGACAGAGAAUUAGUGCUAUUGAAAAAGCACAACUUAAGUCAUUGGAAUUAAUUCAAGGUGAACCUUUAAAUAAAGAUAAGAUUGAAGAACUUAAAAAGAACAGAGAAGAACAAGUACAGAAGAAGAAGAAAAUAUUGAAGGAGCUACAGAAGGUGGAAAGGCAGUUGCAGAUGAAAACACAACAGCAGUUUACCAAAGAAUAUUUGGAGACCAAAGGUCAGACAGACACACCACUUCCCCUACAGCAGCAAUGCCCACUUACCGGGGUCUUCCCAGAAGUGGAAGCUGAUAAGGGUCUGCCAGAGGAUAACUUUUCAGAGUUACCUCAGGUUGACACAAUCUUGUCAAAAGAUGAUGAGCAACAACAUUCUCCACCACCUGCUGAACAAAUAGAAUUUGUCCCUAUCCAGCCUUUGCCAGCAUCGCAUUGUAAUUUUUCUGGUAAUUUAGGUUAUAAUGGGACAGAGUCUCUUGAACUUCAGAAAGCAAUAGGUAAUCAGCAGAAUGUAGGACAGCAGCAGCCAAUUGCUGGGCAGGGACUGUUAGUUCAAGAACCAGACGGAUUAAUGGUUGCCACUCCAGCACAGACGCUUACCGACACUCUUGAUGACCUAAUAGCAGCUGUGAAUAGCAGAGUGCCCAGCGGCUCCACCAGCUCCUUGCACACUACAGAAUCCCCUACACCUGAGCCCUGCUCACAGGCAUCGAGCAAUGUGGUGUCACAGUCAGUGCUCCCUAUGUAUCCUUCAGUUGACAUCGAUGCACAUACUGAAAGCAAUCAUGACACCGCUCUGACCCUUGCAUGUGCAGGAGGUCACGAAGAACUUGUUUCUGUACUAAUUGCACGUGGUGCCAAUAUUGAACACAGAGAUAAGAAGGGUUUUACGCCUUUGAUUCUUGCUGCAACUGCUGGACAUGUUGGUGUAGUGGAAAUUCUUUUAGACAAAGGUGGGGAUAUAGAAGCACAAUCUGAGCGCACAAAGGAUACUCCGCUUUCACUGGCAUGCUCUGGUGGACGCCAAGAGGUUGUUGAUUUGCUGUUGGCCCGGGGAGCAAACAAAGAGCAUAGGAAUGUGUCUGACUAUACACCAUUAAGCCUCGCUGCAUCUGGUGGAUAUGUCAAUAUCAUCAAGAUUCUUCUCAAUGCUGGGGCAGAAAUUAAUUCAAGGACUGGGAGUAAGCUAGGUAUUUCUCCUCUGAUGUUGGCUGCUAUGAAUGGCCACGUACCUGCCGUGAAGCUGUUGCUCGAUAUGGGUUCUGAUAUUAACGCCCAGAUUGAGACCAAUCGGAACACAGCCCUCACCUUGGCCUGCUUCCAAGGCCGAGCAGAGGUGGUCAGUCUGCUGUUGGACAGGAAGGCCAAUGUUGAGCACAGGGCAAAAACUGGUCUCACGCCGCUGAUGGAAGCUGCUUCAGGAGGAUAUGCAGAGGUUGGGAGGGUUCUCCUUGACAAAGGAGCAGAUGUUAAUGCUCCACCUGUGCCUUCCUCAAGAGAUACCGCUUUAACAAUUGCGGCAGAUAAGGGUCACUACAAGUUCUGUGAGCUGCUGAUUAAUCGAGGAGCGCAUAUUGAUGUUCGUAACAAGAAAGGAAAUACACCUCUUUGGUUGGCAGCUAAUGGUGGUCACUAUGAUGUAGUUCAGUUGCUUGUGCAGGCAGGAGCAGAUGUGGAUGCAGCAGAUAACCGGAAAAUAACACCUCUUAUGUCAGCGUUUCGCAAGGGCCAUGUGAAGGUAGUUCAGUUCCUAGUGAAAGAAGUUAACCAGUUUCCAUCGGACAUUGAAUGCAUGCGAUAUAUAGCGACUAUAACUGACAAGGACCUGUUGAAAAAGUGUCACCAGUGUGUGGAAACAAUUGUGAAAGCUAAAGACCAGCAAGCUGCAGAGGCAAAUAAGAAUGCAACUAUAUUGCUGAAGGAGCUAGACCUGGAAAAAUCAAGAGAGGAAAGCAGAAAACAAGCCCUUGCAGCUAAGAGGGAGAAAAGAAAGGAAAAGAGAAAGAAGAAGAAAGAGGAACAAAAAAGGAAACAAGAAGAAGAUGAAGAAAAUAAGCCUAAAGAAAUUCUAGAACUACACGAAGAUGAUGAUGAAGAAGAAAAUGAUGAUGAAGCGGAGCAAGAAGUUCCUAUAGAGCCUCCUAGCGCAACGACUACCACUACAAUUGGGAUUUCUGCAACUUCAGCUACUUUCACCAAUGCCUUUGGGAAGAAGAGAGCUAAUGUGGUGACUACUCCCAGCACAAAUAGAAAAAAUAAGAAAAAUAAAACAAAAGAGACUCCUCAGAAUAUGCAGAUAAUUUUGCCAGAUCAGCAUAUAUCUUUAGCACAGCAAAAAGCAGAUAAGAAUAAAAUAAAUGGAGAGCCAAGAGGUGGUGGUGCAAGUGGAAAUAGCGAUUCAGAUAAUUUGGAUAGCACAGACUGCAAUAGUGAAAGUAGCAGUGGAGGUAAAAGUCAGGAGCUGAACUUCACAAUGGAUACAAAUUCCUCUGAGCGGCGCUAUGCCUCAUUGCUUAUCCCUUCUCAGGAAGAAAAAACGAGCACUUCAGCUUCAAAAACACCAACAAGGAGGGAAGAGGCUGAUGACUCUGAGCAUUUCACCUGCCAGGUUGAUGGCCAGUUUGAUUUAACCUUGUCAAGCCAGAGACUUGAUGGUGAAGGUAAUUCAAAUUCUUUGUCAACUGCUUACAAGCCUGUUUCCCUGCCUCUGACCUCUCCAAAUGUAAAGCUGAAUCUGACCAGUCCGAAAAGAGGCCAGAAAAGAGAAGAAGGCUGGAAAGAAGUGGUUAGAAGGCAAGUAGGCAGAGUUUUGAAAGACCCUCCCCCUAGCAACACUCUGCAGCCAACACCAAUUGAACAAUUUCAGCUGCAGAGAGGAGGGCGCUGCUGUUCAGGAGCAAAAAGGUCAAAGAAAUUAUCUGUCCCAGCUUCUGUCGUGUCUAGAAUAAUGGGAAGAGGUGGGUGCAACAUCACAGCAAUUCAAGAUGUCACUGGUGCCCAUAUUGAUGUUGAUAAACAAAAAGAUAAGAAUGGAGAAAGAAUGAUCACUAUAAGGGGUGGUAUGGAGUCAACGCGAUACGCAGUGCAACUCAUCAAUGCCCUUAUUCAAGAUCCUGCCAAGGAACUGGAAGACUUGAUUCCUAAAACUCAUAUAAGAACACCUGCUUCGAGUAACAAAUCAAUCCAUGCAAACUUCUCAUCUGGAGUUAGUACAGCAUCUGCUCCAAACAAAAACUCCUUUCCUCUUGGAGCACCACCUCUUGUCACAUCGCAGUCAUCGACUCUAUCUACUUUCCAGCCUACUAACAAACUAAACAAGAAUGUCCCAGCAAAUGUGCGCUCAUCUUUUCCAGUAUCUCUUCCUCUAGCUUAUUCUCAUCCUCAUUUUGCCUUGCUGGCUGCCCAAACUAUGCAACAGAUCCGGCACCCUCGCUUACCUAUGGCCCAAUUUGGAGGAACUUUUUCACCUUCACCAAACACUUGGGGACCAUUCCCAGUGAGACCAGUUAACUCUGGCAGCACAAAUAGCUCUCCAAAGCAUAAUAGUUCAAGUCGUGUAGGUAGUCAGAAUGGAAAUAUUUUACAGACAGAGUCUCCCGGAUUAGCUACUUCUAGUUGUCCCAUUACUGUCUCUUCAGUAGUUGCUUCCACCCAGCCGCUAUGUGCAACAAGUAAUCGGACUCCCUCUUCAGUCAGAAAGCAGUUGUUUGCCUGUGUUCCGAAGACAAGUGCUGCAGCAACAGCAAUCUCAACUGUGACAAACACGUGUAGCACUCUGCCUUCAGUUUCCUCUGUGCCCCCAAACAAUGGGCAAGUUUCUGCAGCAUUUCUGCCCUCUUCUGCUCCACAAACGCAGCAUUCUGCACUUAAAGCAGACUCUUUCUCAGCUGUCUCAGCGCCCAAAGAGAAAGUGUCAACACCAGACCAGCCUGUUGGAAAUACAUGCACACCAUCUUCUGUUGCAGGUAGUUCCAGUAUGUCAACUAGCAGCAAUUCAGGAGUCACUGAAGCUCACCCAUCUAGCAGCCCUGCACCUCUAACGAACACCCAAGAUGAAAUACUAACAGCCAGCAUGUCAGAAAUGAGCCCUUCUAUGUCGAUGCCUAUUUCUUCCAGCUCAGAAACCGCUCCUUUAAGCUUAGCAUCACCCAGGUCGGUUGUUGCAGAUAAUCAGGACAACAGUAACUUACCUCAAGUAGCUGUACCAGCACCUCGAGUUACUCACAGGAUGCAGUCCAGAGGUUCUUUCUAUUCAGUGGUACCAAAUGCAAACCUUCAUCAAGAUCCUCAGUCUAUUUUUGUUACAAAUCAAGUUCCCUUAACACCUUCUCAAGGUCCACCUGCUGCGGUGCAGCUUUCGUCAGCCAUGAACGUUAUGAACGGUUCUCAGAUGCACAUUAACCCAGCAAAUAAGUCAUUGGCUCCUACCUUUGGGCCAGCAACUCUCUUCAAUCACUUCAGUAGUCUUUUUGAUAGUAACCAGGUGCCCUCUAACCAAGGAUGGGGAGACUGUCCGCUUUCCACCCGAGCAGCAGCUGACCCAUCUUUCACUGUUCAGUCCACCUUUCUGAAUAACUCUGUGCUAGGACAUGUGGAGAAUGUGCAUCCUGAUAACUCAAAGGCUCCUGGUUUCAGGCCACCUUCGCAACGGGUUUCUACAAGUCCUGUAGGCUUACCCUCUCUAGAUCCAUCCAACAGCUCUACAACUUCUUCUUCAGGUCCUUUGACAGGCUUUUCAGCAAACAUGCAAGGAGCACGGGUUUACCUUCAAGGGCCAGCGCCUGUUGGGACUCCCAGCUUUAACAGACAGCAUUUUUCACCACAUCCUUGGACAAGCGCAACAAAUUCAUGUAGGAACUUCAUGGCAGGUGAAUCUCCUAUUCCAUCAGUUUCCUCAGGAUCAUCUUCACCCCUUUCAGCUGCUUCUGCACCUUCUAACUUGAGCCAGCCAAAAACGGGUAACACAAAUCAAGAUCGAAAGGUACCCCCCCCUAUUGGGACAGAAAGACUUGCUAGAAUUCGACAGGGAGGAUCUGUCACUCCUACGCCCUUAGGAACCAACUUCACAGCUCCAGUUGGUCAUAGUGGCAUUUGGUCAUUUGGAGUUAACAGCAUAUCUGAAGGCUUGUCAGGUUGGUCUCAGCCUGUAAUGGGGAACCAUCCAAUGCAUCAGCAGUUGUCAGACCCGGGCACGUUUUCUCAGCAUCAGCCAAUGGAGAGAGAUGAUUCUGGAAUAGUGGCUCCCUCAAACAUUUUCCAUCAACCUAUGCCAAACAGUUUUGUGGAUUUUUCUAAAGGCCUACCAAUUUCCAUGUACGGAGGCACUCUCAUACCCUCACACCCUCAGCUAGCGGAUGGCCCGGGAGGCCCUCUCUUUAAUGGGCUUCAUACGCCAGAUCCAGCCUGGAAUCCCAUGAUCAAAGUUGUCCAGAAUUCAACAGAAUGUACUGAUGCUCAGCAGAUUUGGCCUGGCACCUGGGCACCUCACAUUGGAAACAUGCAUCUCAAGUACCCACAUCAUCUACAACCGCAAGUUCCUGCUGGAGUGCAAGAAUUCGCCCGGGGCCAGGACCCUUCCCUGCUGCCUGCCCCAGAUCCCCGGUGUCACCUCCCUGGCCCAGUCCAGCCUCGUCAAGCUGGAGGAGCACAAGGAGCAGAAUGAGAGUGAAGAGGCCAUGCCAGGUGAGCAGCCCAGAUCAAGACCAGUGUGACAUGGACAUCUGAGUUUCCAGCUUCAUGUCUCCAGGCUGUGGCUGGGCCUGUUCCUGGGCCUUGUGGAGGUGCUGGCACCGUGACCAGCUGGCUGCAGCCCUCUCUGAUGCUGGGGAUGAAUGUGUGACACCUCAGGCUCUAGCACAACUAGCUGGUGCAACUGCCUAGGAGCUCAUGCUUGAUUAAUAAACACCAUGAAACCCCA
Messenger RNA from Lagopus leucura (white-tailed ptarmigan), 8268 nucleotides. RefSeq names its product ankyrin repeat and KH domain-containing protein 1-like. Gene Ontology annotation, molecular function: protein binding; RNA binding. The coding region runs from base 16 to 8013 and encodes 2665 amino acids. The transcript is spliced from 38 exons. The record is from RefSeq and is a predicted model, not a curated record. Lineage: Eukaryota; Metazoa; Chordata; Aves; Galliformes; Phasianidae. Gene Ontology annotation, biological process: innate immune response. Gene Ontology annotation, cellular component: cytoplasm.